Miscanthus lutarioriparius is the source of this 672-nucleotide messenger RNA. The record is from the annotation of a GenBank genome assembly. NCBI's taxonomy places the organism in Eukaryota, Viridiplantae, Streptophyta, Magnoliopsida, Poales, Poaceae.
AUGCAUGGCCAGAGAGGCGUCGGCACUCCUCGGCACGGAGAGGUGCCAAAGGUGGAAGUGGAACCAGCAGCAGGGGGCGGCUUUCUCGGCUACAGUUACUCCGCCGCCCGCGCCGAUUACGACGUCGCCGUCGUGGCCGCAGCGCUCACGCACGUCGUCUGCGCCACAGAGCCACCGCGCGGCGGCGAGGCGGCGGCGGCGGCGGCUCUUCCGCCGGGGCCGCGGCAAGGAGGAGGGACGACGGAGCUGCAGGCGCGGGCACAGUACAGGGGCGUGAGGCGGCGGCCGUGGGGCAAGUGGGCGGCCGAGAUACGGGACCCGGAGAAGGCGGCGCGCGUGUGGCUCGGCACGUUCGCCACGCCGGAGGAGGCCGCCCGCGCCUACGACGCCGCCGCGCGCAGGUUCAAGGGCGCCAAGGCCAAGCUCAACUUCCAGACGACGGCGACGGCGACGUCGUCGUCACCCCAGAUGCCGGCCGCGUCGUCGUCGUCGUCCUCUGCCACGGAGACGUUGGAGGAGUUCCCUGACCUCGACCAGUACCUGCACAUACUCCAGAGCAGCGACGUCGACGUGCGGGCCGUCGCGGCCGGGCUGCCGCUGAUGAACCGGCUGCCGCCAGUGGACGGUCGUCAAGACCAUGGCAGCAGCAGCAGAGCGAGCAGCGGGCGCUAG